Molecule: messenger RNA, 4037 nt
Organism: Harpia harpyja (harpy eagle)
Lineage: Eukaryota; Metazoa; Chordata; Aves; Accipitriformes; Accipitridae
Gene: IKZF3
Product: IKAROS family zinc finger 3
Exons: 8
Coding region: 94-1632 (512 amino acids)
Biological process (GO): regulation of transcription by RNA polymerase II
Molecular function (GO): RNA polymerase II cis-regulatory region sequence-specific DNA binding; DNA-binding transcription factor activity
Source: RefSeq, a predicted model, not a curated record
GGCGGCGGGCGGGAGGGGAGGCGAGGCCGGUGAGCUCCGGCGACAGUUCCCGAGGCCGGGCGGGCAGGUGGAGGCGGGAGCCGCGGCUGGAGCAUGGAAGAUUCACAGGCAGGUAUGGACCUAAGUAAUUCUCAGGAACAGCCUAUGGCUGCAGAAGGACAGGAGGUUUUGACAGACUGUAAUCUGAACAAAUCCCAGGAAAUGGAAAGUAUGGAUAAUGCAGAAGAUAUGAAGGAACACAAUCAGUCUAAUGAAGAAGCAGGAGAUGAUGUGAUUAAAGUGAAAGGUGAAUACAGUGAAAGAGAGGAGAGUGCUUUAAAUUCAGAGCCUAUGGAAAACCCAGAAGAAUCUGAAAUGCCUUACACCUAUCCCAGAGAAUAUAAUGAAUAUGAAAGCAUUAAACUGGAAAGACACUCUGGUUCAUAUGACAACGUCAGGCCAGCUAGUGGAAAAAUGAAUUGUGAUAUCUGUGGAUUAGCCUGCAUUAGCCUCAAUGUCUUGAUGGUUCAUAAGCGUAGCCACACUGGUGAACGGCCAUUCCAGUGUAAUCAGUGCGGAGCUUCCUUUACUCAGAAGGGUAACCUCCUCCGCCACAUUAAACUACAUACAGGGGAAAAACCUUUUAAGUGUCAUCUUUGCAGUUAUGCCUGCCAAAGGAGGGAUGCGCUAACAGGUCACUUAAGGACACAUUCUGUGGAGAAGCCAUACAAAUGUGAGUUUUGCGGAAGGAGCUACAAGCAAAGGAGCUCAUUAGAGGAGCACAAGGAGCGGUGCCGUACUUAUUUGCAGAAUGCUGGCAUGUGCGAGGCUGCAAGCGUGGAGGCAAGGCACAUCAAGGCAGAGAUGGGGAGUGAAAGAGCCCUUGUGCUGGACAGGCUAGCAAGCAACGUGGCAAAGCGAAAAAGCUCAAUGCCUCAGAAAUUUAUUGGUGAGAAACGACAUAGUUUUGAUGUUAAUUAUAAUUCAAGUUUCAUGUACGAAAAGGAAAGCGACAUAAUGCAAGGGCGCAUGAUGGACCAGGCCAUAAACAAUGCCAUCACCUACCUGGGGGCCGAAGCCUUGCGCCCUCUUGUGCAGACGCCACCAGCUCCCACCUCCGAAAUGGUCCCCGUCAUAAGCAGUCUGUACCCCAUACCGCUGACCCGCACCGACGUGCCAAACGGCAACUCGCAGGAUGCAGAGAAGAGCCAUGCCCACCUAAGGGACAAAAGCUUGUCUUCCGACAGAGGCCUUUCCCCAAACAACAGCGGCCAAGACUCCACAGACACUGACAGCAACCACGAGGAGCGGCAGAAUCCCACCUUCCAUCAAAGUCAGAUGAUCCCCGCUCAGGCCCGCAAUGGCCUCCAGUCCUUGAAGGAUUUCCCGAGGCCAUAUGACAUAAUCAAGCCACCUGCCAUAUGCCCACGCGAUGCCUUUAAGGUCAUCAACAAGGAAGGGGAAGCCAUCGGGGUCUACCGGUGUGACCAUUGCCGUGUCCUCUUUUUGGAUUAUGUGAUGUUCACCAUCCACAUGGGCUGCCACGGGUUCCGCGAUCCCUUCGAGUGCAACGUCUGCGGGUACAGAAGCCAUGACCGAUACGAAUUUUCCUCACACAUAGCACGAGGAGAGCACAGAGUAGUACUCAAAUAAAAGGACUGGUUUUCCAAGGUCAAAAGCUUUGUUUUAGAUCAGAGGGGAGACUUGUUUGUUUUUUAGUUAGUGUAAAGAAAUUUCUUGAGUAUUUUUCUAUGCCAGUUUUUAAAUGAGUGUCACAGGGAGGUGACGCCUUUUUAAAUUUUUCUUUACAAAUAAUUCAGUGUUCUUGUAGCAUCUAUGCCUAGCUGCUGUGGUGAGUGGUACUGUAUAAAAUACCAGGAGCAGAGAGCGAUUUUUAUAUGAACUUUAUUUUUGUGAAAAUUAAGAGCCAUUUCAGGUGGUUUUAUUUUUUAAUGUGCAUUUGUUUUUAUAAUGUAUGCUUCAACUCAGCGCAAAAGGUUUUUAUGCCCUGCUGCCAGUUUCCUUGCUUGGUCAGCUGUAUAGUCAGAAGUACAUAGGAGAGGCUUUUUCUAGCUGUUACAAUCCUGAUGGUCUUCAAAUGGCUAAUCACCGAAACAAGGAAAACACAUGCCUGGGAGGGAUUAUUAAUUCCUCUUAAAGGUUUUCCCCUAAGUCUUAAAGAGCAUGUGGCCCCACCACACUUUCAUUUUUCUUACCCCUCUGUUCACUUUAAAGUCACUCCCACAUGCAUCUUACUCAGUAAUAGCAAAAUAAGAAAUGAGACCUAUUUGGGGGUUGGGGUUUUUUUUAACUAUGCAUUUUUGGGAUACCCAGUGAGAUCAUUGGUUGGCUCAUCCAUGCAGUCUGGGGGAAAUCCUGACUUUCUUUGAUGGAAAGUCCUCCUUUCUGAUGGGUGCCAAGAACGAGGACAAAACCACGCUGUGCCUUGUGCCCCCGCCUCGCUCCUGCUCAGCUCCAGCAGCAGAACUUGCGGCUGUGCCAUCCGGUCCACGGCUCGGAGCAGGAGUCACCCUGUCCUGGCAGCAGACACCGUGAGGAUCUGCAUACAUGAAUGUGUGGGAGCUGACAGCUCAAUCACGCUGUCUGGUUUUAUGUGGGGAUAUCCCUCGGAGUGAAAUGUGCUGUUUUGCAAAAUGAGUAUUUACCAUUACUUUGAAGCUGGUUUUUAAAAUAGUUCUUUUAAUCUAAUCAUUGCUCUGCAGCUGUAUUGUUAGUCACUGUGCUAAAGAUAUGAAUUUGAUAACAGUUUUGCUGAGUGGAUGUUUAUUCUUUGCAAAGUAUUUUUGUAUAAUGUAGAGUUAGGUGUGUUCUGAUGGAGUUUUUGCAUCCAUUGCGUGGUUUGGUAUCUACAUUGCUUUUGUACUUUUUCAACACUGCUGUGCCAAUACCUGUGGUGAUCCAUCUGUUUCCAUGAGGGAAGUCUGUGGCACAGAGACCUAGGUGGAGUGCCAAGGGUCAAGAAAUACUGAAUUUCAUUCCUCCCUCCGACCUGGGUUCACUCUUUUGGCUCAAGUACUUUCUCCCUCCCUGAAUUUUAAGGUACAAAAAAGAAAAUUACAUUCAUUUUUCCCAGCAAGGGUAUGUCUGAAGAAGGAUAAAUUAGUCUGCAGAGUGCUUGAGUAUCUGAAGUGCUGUAGAAGUGCUAGAUCCUAGAUCCUGCUUAUCGUUGAGGGUAAGGAGAACUCUUUUGCUACCUUGUGUGAUGUUGUGUGCGUAGUUAUAAAAUAAGUUUAGGAUCUUUUCCAAUAACUAGUUUCCCAUCAUAAGGCACAUACAGUGAGCGGGUGGAUGUUGGUUCUUCCCCGAUGAAUACCCAUUGUCACGGCGUGACAAAUGAUCCUUCUGCGAGCAAGGCUGCGGUUCCACCAAGGUCUUAACCCAAUCGUCUGAGGACUGCCUUCCAGGCAGCAGCCUGGACUGGGAAAGGCUUCAGCCAAUUCCCACUUCAGUUAGUGUAAAUGGAUAACUCCGUCUCUCCUGCUGCAUUUUCAUGGGGGAAGCGACUGAAUUACACGCACAUCGUGGCUGAUGAAAAUGCUCCUCACGGUUCAACAGAAAUGAAUAAGGUUACGUGUAGUAAAACGUAACUUGUCGUUUGCACAGGAAGCUCCUCAGAUUGCCGAAUGUGUGUCACGCAGCACCGCCAGUUUCUUUCUCACGCCACUACCAAAUCCUUGAAAACACUCUUCAGAUUACUCUCCCACUCUUCACUUACCGCCAGGCAGGGCUUCAGCCACCUACCCUUGCUUCCCAGAUAAGGUGAGCAAUCAACCACUGCACCUCUGAGCAGCUCAGCAUGAGCAAUGCUGCCAGGUUUUUGAGAGGAAGGAGGGAGGUUUUCGCAGCGUCUGGCCUAGAUGGCACCGGUUUCCCACCACUGCUCGGGCAGAGUCAUGAUUUCAAGAUAGGCUGAACUGAAAGAAGUUCCCUGGGCUGUCUGGAGUUAACGAGCAGUAACCUCGUUACAGCCCUGCUGUUGAGCAAACACGUGUUGUGGAAUUUCAACCCAGUCAUUUAUUAAAAUAUAUAUAUAUAUA